AUGGGUGAAUCAAAAAACGAUACCCCUUUCGAUAACCCUGAGAGUGACCAAUGUCAUUGUCCGAUAUGUCUAGAGAAGGUAAGAAAUCCGAAAUAUCUACCGUGUUAUCACACAUUUUGUGAGUCGUAUAUACAGACUUAUAUUUCAAGUACGGCGACACGUAAGGACAAUGAAACGCUAAAAUCGAUGAUAGAGUGUCCAGUGUGUCGUAGAUGUAUCGAGGCUCCGCGGAAUGACAUUUCAAGUGAAGAUUGGGCAUCAGAAUUACCAAAGAAUAAACUUAUACUGACUUUAUCUGUAGACCCUGGGCAAGAUGAAAAUAAAAACUGCAUGUUUUGCAAACGACUGGAGAAAACUGUACUUGCAAACCACUGGUGUAAAUCUUGUAUAGAAGCCAUUUGCGAAGAUUGCAAAUCGUUACACAGAGCUGCACCAAGCCUGCAAAAUCAUAAAAUUGUAAAACUUUCCAACAUCAAGGAGGUGAACAGUGAAAUUGAGAUAGAAGAGUCAUGUCCGUUACAUACAGGGAAGGUUAUUGAUGUGUUUUGCCACGACCAUCAGGAGCUAUGUUGUAGUGUUUGCCUUGUCAAACAGCAUAAAUUGUGUAAGAAUGUAAACACACUUGAAGAUAAAGCUCAUGAGGUUGACCGAGAAAGCAUUCGAAAGACUGCUUUCAAAUAUAUUAGUUUGGAGAAAACUGUUCAAGAUAUUCUAUUAGAAAAUCAAAAUAAAGUAUCAGAACUUAACACAAGGAAGCAAGAAAUAUGUAUGACCACUGAAGAGAAAGUUCAAGAAAUAAAAUCAUUAGUGGACAAUGCACAUGCCAUGUGGCUUAAACGCUUUGAACAGAAUCACGCAGACUCCGUUGGAAACAUCGAAAUUGCUUCCGAGGAGUUGAGGAGGUUUUUCACUACAGUACAUGAAGCAAGAACCAUGCUACAGUCAGUGUUGAAGAGUGGGUCUUCAAAACAAUUGUUUGUCACAAAUUAUAAAUUACAGAAUCAGAUUUCUGACCACAUCACUCGUUUGAAGUCUUUGGAUAUUUGGAAAUUUCCGGAAGAUUACAAACAAUACAACUCGGAUUUUCUGAGUCAAAUUUCCAAUACAAAUGAGUUUGAAGACGUAGUGUUGUCUAAACAACAAUCUACGGCGGUGGACAGAAUUUUAUUGGGUGCUCAAGACAUGUCUAAAAAAGACUGGAUGAAAGUCACCUUUAACAAAUUAUCACAGAUUACCGGUUUCUCAGAGAGAGUUUAUUAUGGUUUGUUUAUACAUGAUACAAAGAUUGUUCUAUCUCUGUCAGACCCACCUUCGCUGAAGAUUUACGACAUCAGUAAGGCCACAGGAGAAUGCAUUCACACUGAGAAGUGUCAGGACAAACCGCACGGCAUCUGUCACUCCGGUCUGAGCUUGAAUGAAAUUUAUGUGUCUUUUAAAAACUUUAUCAAUCAUUAUCGAAUUGAUGUUGCAGAAACUACAACAUUUACAAUUCUUAAAACCAUUCAGUUAGAAGAACCCAUGUUGGCAAUUUCUUGUGGGCCAACCGCAGCAUUUGCAGCCAAUGAUACUAAGAGAAUGAUAUGUUCUUUGGACUUUAGCGUUAUCCAUAGUUCAGCAUAUAAACAUAGUGGAGUUGUACCCUUUGUGGCCUCGUCACUAAUAUCAGAUUUACAUUGUUUCAUAAGAGAUGAAAUGGUUAUAGUUGUGGAUGGAAAUAACAAAGAAAUUUUCAGGAGCACUCGGCAUGGAAAUCUACGUGGUCUUGCAUUUGAUUUAAAAGACAAUACUUUCGUUUGUAAGCAUAAGUCAACUAAACUAAAACAAUUUAAAUGCGACAAGAGCGAGAGUAGAGACAUUGUUCUAGAAGGCAUGACAGAAACUUACAACGUUAUACUUCAUCCAGCGGGAGAGAAGAUUUUGGUGUUAGACUACUGUAAAAAAUGUUGUGUAUACCAAAUAUCGUAG
This is a messenger RNA of Saccostrea cuccullata (small rock oyster), 1965 nucleotides long. RefSeq lists its product as uncharacterized. The transcript has a single exon. The record is from RefSeq and is a predicted model, not a curated record. Gene Ontology annotation, molecular function: protein binding; zinc ion binding. Lineage: Eukaryota; Metazoa; Mollusca; Bivalvia; Ostreida; Ostreidae. Bases 1 to 1965 code for a protein of 654 amino acids.